Messenger RNA from Danio rerio (zebrafish), 1348 nucleotides. The record is from RefSeq and is a predicted model, not a curated record. NCBI's taxonomy places the organism in Eukaryota, Metazoa, Chordata, Actinopteri, Cypriniformes, Danionidae.
UUUUUCUGACAGUAAAAGGUCGUCGACGAGGCAAUGUAGUGUCUACACCACAGCCUACGUCCGACAUGGAUUUAUAUGAUCCACAGCCAGGCCCAUCCGGCCUCCAGUACACGGCUGUACAGGAUCAUACUGAUACUCAAUCGGGUCCAUCUAGUGUCAAUCCAACAACUUCUGACACAAAUACAGCUUAUCCCGAGGCUGAAGAGAAACAAACAAAAUCAAAGAUGAACAAAAUCAGCGCCUUCUUCAAAAGAAGGUGGCGAGCUGUAAAACGUGCAUCAACAUCGCACAAGAAGAACAACAAAAUGGCUCCACAGCUCGACAACAAUAUUUCUAUUUUUGAGCCAUUGACCCUGAGAGAUCCCCUGGAAGAUCUGCAAUCUGGUCUAUCCAUCCCAGAUCGAGAUCCAGAUGUUCCUGAGAGAACACUUCUAGAAGAAUGUGACCUUCUGCUGAAGGGCUUGCAGAAUCUGAAUGAUCCUCCAACCCCAUCAACAUUUCCAGGUCCUACUCUCAAGCAAAGAUGUAUUGGAAAUCCAACUUGGCUAAGAACGGUUUCCAAUCCAGGACCAUGUACCCUUCCACUUUCUGAGCUUUAUGAAGUAGAAGAGGAAAUUGGAAAAGGAUUCUUCGGCAGAGUGUGCAAAGGGAUCCGGAAAUCUGAUGGCAAACAGGUCGCCAUCAAGUUUACAGCGAAGCGGGAGACAGACCGGUAUAUCACAAUUGUAAGUCGGCAAUGCACAUGAUGCAGAAUAUAUUUCAAAUACAAGUGACAUGUCAAACAGAAAUAAAACUAAUCAUUUGUUGACCUGUUUUCUCCAGCCCGGUGUUGCCGAGCCACUGUUCGUGGAAGUGGCUCUAAACCUGCUGCUAAAUCAACCUCCUCUGAGUCCAUACAUCGUGCACAUGCUGGACUGGUUUGAAGAGCCAGAUCAAUUCAUCCUCAUCCUGGAAUACUCUCAACCUUCAAAAGAGCUCUUCAAGUUUUUUGUUAAGGAAAAGCCUAGUGAAUCUCAGGCACGUAGCUUGAUGUACCAAGCGGUGCUUGGAGCGAAGCACUGUCUAGACAGAGGUGUCUUACAUCGUGACAUCAAGCUGGACAACUACGUGAUCAACACUGAGACAAACCAAGUCAAACUAAUUGACUUUGGCUGCGGUGACAUAGUCAAAGAUGACUAUAAUGGUCAAUUCAUAGGAUUUGCCUGCCCACCUGAAUACUUUGUGGAUUUAAAGUAUGAUGCGGAAUCAUUAACUGUCUGGUCUCUGGGCAUAAUGAUGUACGGGAUGGUCUGCAAAUAUCCGGCCAGUACAGCUGAAGUGCACAAUCUGACUUUUGAUGCACAAGUAU